GUGACUUGCUCUAACGAGCCCGCAGUACUGCGCCGCCUUACGUUUCCAAAGAUAGCUGACGUUUCUUAUCAAGCUUUACACUCAAAGUUGUCUCAAAUUCACAAGACCAAUACCUUCAAAAUUCGUUAUACGGAUGAGGACGAAGACGCAAUUACUAUUGAUAAUGACCAUGACUUGCGAGAAGCCAUAGAACAUAAUAGGUCCCUUUCUAAGGACAGUCCUCGUCUUGUUAUCUGGUUGACUUUGGAAGAACCAAAACCUUCCCUUAUCAAUAAGGAACUUCCUAGUCUACCUGAUCAUAGCUCUUCCGAUACUGAUCCAGACAAAGUACCAACCUCCAACGAGUCAAAUGCAAGCUACAAUGAUUUCCAUGAAUAUCUGUUCGAAAGUGUACUAAAUCCGGGAAUCAAAAAUUUACAAGACAUAGUACAGAACAUUGUUACUCAAGUUAGCAAUACUUUUGAAAAAGAGUUUGUAAGGGAUUCAUUAGAUCUAAAUUUGAAAAGAUCCACGCAAUUCCAAUCUUCAAAUACUGUUGAGUCUACUCAUGUUACAAAUGAUGCUACCAACUCAUCAAAUUCAUCAAAGACUAGUGAAACUCGUCAUGUACAAACACAAGAGUCACGGGCUUCUUCAGCUGAUUUCGUUGUUCAUGAUGAUGUUAUUAUGUGUGACUGUUGUAAGGCAAUAAUUCGUGGCACGCGCUGGAAGUGCAAUAACUGUUCAAACUAUGAUCUCUGUCAAACUUGCAAAAACCAAUCUCCAAGUGUACAUGAACAUCAAUCUUUUACAUCUAUCUCAUAUCCUGUAAGAAAUCGACAUCAUCGUCAUCAUCGUUCAUCCGCAAAUCUUAGUAGAGUCGGGACCAACUAUCACUCUGCCACUUGUGACUAUUGUGAGUCUGUAAUCAUAGGUAUUCGCCAUAAAUGCAUCAAUUGUCCAGAUUUUGAUUUAUGCAACAACUGCAUUGCUGGUGAUCCUGAAAUUAAGAUUACAGAUUCUGCGUUCCACCCUGGAAUUAGAUGUGACGGUUGUAGGAAAGCUAUCAAUGGUGUUAGAUAUAAGUGUGGCAAUUGUCUUGACUUUGAUUUGUGUGGAAAUUGUGAAGCGAAUCCCAUCAGCAAGCAUGAUGAAAAUCAUGUUUUCAUAAAGAUCAAAAACCCCGUGUCACAAAGACUUCGAACCGAUAAACCAUUAUUGCAUGAUUUUUAUUCAAAAGUUGAACAAAAAACCGGUCGUUUUAAAGAUUGUAAACAGUCUUCUCAAUCAAAUAAUGUUCAUAAAGAGAUGGAAUCUGUACCGAGACAAACUUCUUUGGUCAAUUCUAACUCUGAUGCUUCGAGCUCAAAUCCUUUCAUUCCUUUAAUCAGACCAAUUAAUAGUGAAGAUUCUACUAGUGAAAAGGUAAUCAGCCGUGCUCCAGUCGAUUUAUAUAAUUAUACUCUAGGGGCUAAACCAAUUGCUUCAUCAUCGUCACCCGAAAAGCUUGAAAAAGAAACAAUUCAAACUCAUACUACUCAAGUCACUCCCUCUUCACCUUUAUCAAAUGUAACAACCAUUAUCUCUCAAGAUGAAGUUUGCGAUGUUCCAUUCAAGAUUUCCGUAGAAACCCUCACUGAAAAAAGGCCAAGUGCUAAAUUUAUUAGUGAUGCUAACUUUCCUGAUGGCACUUUUUUGGCCCCUCAGGCUCAAUUCCGUAAGAUGUGGAUCAUGUCUAAUGAUGGUGACGUUGCUUGGCCUGAAAAUACUACGUUACGAUUCGUUGGUGGCCAACGCAUGUUUAAUGAUGCAUUGCGAUCUGAUCAAAAAGAUGAUUUUGGUUCCGUUGUUGGUUCAUUAGAACCUGGCAAAAGCGUUUAUGUAUCUGUAGACCUUCAAGCUCCUACUGAGCCUGGAAAAUACACCUC
Molecule: messenger RNA, 1907 nt
Organism: Racocetra persica
Lineage: Eukaryota; Fungi; Glomeromycota; Glomeromycetes; Diversisporales; Gigasporaceae
Source: the annotation of a GenBank genome assembly